AGGCGACCAAGGACCCCAAAGCUGAUGAAGCCUUUGAAAACCUUUGCCAGCUAUGCCGGGCACAAAAUAUUGAAUUCACUCCGGAGCUGGCCAUUGUGGCCCGACCGCGGGCACCUCGCGUGCUAGUCGCGCGUAGGUCGAGCAAGGCACGUGAAAGUUCUCCUGAACAUUUGCAUUUGGACCGACGCCAGUUGGGUCGAUGUCCUGUUCUGGAAGAGGAGGGAAUGCUGCGUUUGUUGAAUUACCAGAACAAUGCGAUUGCCCGCAUUGAGCAUUUGGAUGGCUUGCCUCACUUGGCUUUUCUCGAUCUAUACGACAACAGGAUUCAAAACAUUGAGAAUUUGGAUGGGUGCAGAAAUUUGCGAGCCUUCCGGCUGAAAAUGGCCAGGCCGUACUGAUCUCGACUGAGGACGCUUUUGGCUCCGUCCGCUCUUUAAUCCUGUUGUUUUUUUGCAUACCACAUGCAGUAAAUAUUAUAUGGCUC
Messenger RNA from Durusdinium trenchii, 484 nucleotides. The record is from the annotation of a GenBank genome assembly. Lineage: Eukaryota; Dinophyceae; Suessiales; Symbiodiniaceae.